AUGAAGCGGCUGUGUUCGCAUCGGACGUGCUCGUACAGAUACCACCUCCCACCGGGCUUGACUGAGGGCGAACUCACGAUAGCGGUAGAGCUGCCGCAUGUUGUGUUCUGGGUCCGGGAUGCUGCAGAGGCAAAGGAUGCUGACUAUGCAAUCUACUUGGCCCUCGGCCACGACUCCCGCGUCGGCCAGGGCCUCGAUCCCGUACGGCACCAUCUCGUAGCGGCUUGCAAGGUCGUGCUUCUUAACGGCAGCCUUGAGGGCCGGGUGCACGGCCGUGUUGGGCUCGACGCCUAUGAUCCGCGUAGCCUCCGUCGAGGCUAG
Messenger RNA from Pyricularia pennisetigena, 321 nucleotides. RefSeq lists its product as uncharacterized. The record is from RefSeq and is a predicted model, not a curated record. NCBI's taxonomy places the organism in Eukaryota, Fungi, Ascomycota, Sordariomycetes, Magnaporthales, Pyriculariaceae. Bases 1 to 321 code for a protein of 106 amino acids. The transcript is spliced from 2 exons.